Molecule: messenger RNA, 2286 nt
Organism: Vicugna pacos (alpaca)
Lineage: Eukaryota; Metazoa; Chordata; Mammalia; Artiodactyla; Camelidae
Gene: PGP
Product: phosphoglycolate phosphatase
Cellular component (GO): cytoplasm
Molecular function (GO): sn-glycerol 3-phosphatase activity
Source: RefSeq, a predicted model, not a curated record
AUGAGCAGCUGCCCUACGUCCUGCGCCAACUCUCGGGCUCCUCCGCCGAAUUUCCGCAGUGAGCGCUCCACGCAGAAUGCCGGAUUCGACCCGCACUUCAGCUACAUGAAGCUCACCAAGGCCGUGCGCUACCUGCAGCAGCCCAGCUGCCUGCUCGUGGGCACCAACAUGGACAACCGGCUCCCACUGGAGAACGGCCGCUUCAUCGCGGGUACGGGCUGUCUGGUCCGAGCCGUGGAGAUGGCCGCCCAGCGCCAAGCCGACAUCAUAGGGAAGCCCAGCCGCUUCAUCUUCGACUGCGUGUCCCAGGAAUAUGGCAUCAACCCGGAGCGCACCGUCAUGGUGGGUGAUCGCUUGGACACAGACAUCCUCCUGGGCGUCACCUGUGGUCUGAAGACCAUCCUGACCCUCACUGGGGUCUCCACUCUAGGGGAUGUGAAGAGUAAUCAGGAAAGCGACUGCAUGUCUAAGAAGAAAAUGGUCCCUGACUUCUAUGUUGACAGCAUAGCCGACCUUUUGCCUGCCCUUCAAGGUUAAAGAUUUAGUGUCUUUAAUCUCCAGAAUAAAAAAAAAUUUGAAAAUCACUUACCCAAAUUAAUAGGUGGGACAUAAGCAUCACUCAGCUAGGUGGCUUCAAAGAGUAUACUUGGAGUUAAGCAAAGGCACUAGUUGUUAACCUUGUAAGUGGGGGGCGAUUUUGUUUACAAAUGCUUAUAUUUUAAGAUGCACUUUUAAGCUUGAAGGGCAUUGUGGGGGUCCUGGGCCUUAGGUGCCACUUGGCCUUGACCUUGGGUUUAGCCUAUGUCCAGGAUUCUUAUAACCUCAGGGCCUGCUGAUGGGACUGAGGUGGGUCUAGGAGUAUCAUGUAUUUUAUUGAAAAUUUCAGGAAUUAAAGGGAAGGAGGGGCUGAUUAUUUUGACUCUUGUGAGAAACUUGUACAGCCCGACCCAGGGCCCCAUCUGUGUGGUCAUCAGCAGGGGAGCCUGCUGCCUGUCAGCUCACCUGCAGGGUGGGAGUGGGGGAGAGGGCUGCUCCCAGGUGGUGUCUCCCUGUCCAUGCGGUAUGGGGUGCUGCUCUUACCACCACCAUACCACACUUCCUUAAAAACCACUCUGAUGUCACAAUUGAGUAUCUGUUCCGUUUCAGAUACCCAAGGCUGGCACUCCUCAUACGGUUGUGCAGUUCUGUAAACUCAGUCCAGCUAAACCUUGGCUUUCUCAAAUGUGCACAGACACACAGGGGAUGUGGACUGAGCAUAUUGUUGGCUGAGCAGCCAAGAGGGCAUGAAUGCCUUCGUUGAACUCUGGGCUGCUGCAGGUAGCUCAGAGCAGUGUUGGUAUAAGAAAAAAAAAAUUUUUUUUAACUUCUGAACAACUUUGUCAAGUGGCGAGAUUAAAUCAUAAGUGUGUUGAUUAAUAGCUGUGCUCUGCCUCAUAGGGAAAAUCCCACUGAAGAAGUCUCCAUGCCCCGCAGCCAGCAGUACAGCUAAAGGCAUGUGCUGGCCAAGGAAAUGCCUGUUAACCAAGGCUCCCUCUGGGUGGAGGGAGGAAAGAAGUGUCCCUCAAAACAGGAAGUCCUUUUACAAAGCAUCCAACCUCUCUUCCUGUCUUCCUAUUCUCUUGGUUGGGGUGGGUAUUACAUGCCAGUAGUCUGUGAGGCCACAUGUCUUGGCCCUAAAGUCCCUUGUCAGUGGCCAGCUGGAGGAAUGGCAGGCUCCACCAGCUAGCCAAGGGUUCUUGGCACAGGUCUGUGGCCUUUUCUGCCUGUUCUGAGUUGCUGACCUUUGAGAAUAGGCCUGACAUGCAGAUUCUCCGGCAGCACUUGUAGGGUAGGGCCUGGGAAGCUGUUCCUUUUGGCCGACUUCUUCCUGGCGCCUCACCCUGCACCCAGUGUUAUCUGCCCACAGCCUGUGGCUUCUCUUCCAGCCCCACAGUCACAGUGUUCCUUCAGAGUUCUCAGAGCAAUAAAGGAUGUCCUGAGCCUUCAGCUCCUCCCAGGUGUCGGUAUCUGGUGUCCUGACUCCACUGCCAGGCAGCACAGGGCAGCUGGCGCCUGUGAGGCUGGUGGUGCUGACGUUGGCUCUGCGAGGUCGGCUCAAGGUGGGUCUGGAUAUUGAGCAGGCCUGUCAGGGCGUUGUCACCCACACCAGGAGCACGCGGCAGGUGCAGCAGCCAGCGACACCUCUUCUGCUGGGCAGCAGCCUCGGGGGGCCCUGUGCACCCUUGUCUCCACCCCUGUUGCACUGUGUGAACCCAAAGGUGUAUUAAACUCUCAGACGCGCGCUGA